This is a messenger RNA of Myodes glareolus (Bank vole), 1964 nucleotides long. NCBI's taxonomy places the organism in Eukaryota, Metazoa, Chordata, Mammalia, Rodentia, Cricetidae. The record is from RefSeq and is a predicted model, not a curated record.
GAGGGAUGCUGCACUCCGGGCUGAUGGAGCGCUAGGGGCUGAAGUGUGAGGGAUGCUGCGCUCGGGGCUGACGGAGCCUUUCGGUUCCUGGUCUGCAAGACCCCGGGCAAACCCGAGCAGUGGGAAGUGCAUGAUUAACUGUUAAGCCAGAGCCAAACCAAAUUCCAGGCGGAAUGCUGGCUGUUACCUUUCCUGAAGAGGACAUUCUCCUGGUAACAGCCUCUCCUGUUAUCAAAGCAGUUACAAACUUCAAGCAGGUCUCUAAAGUAUUGGAAGAAUUUGAUGUUGAAGAACAGCCAAGUACCGUGCUGGAAAAUCGCUUUCCCAACAUUAAGGUCAUAGAGUCGGGAGUAAGACAGCUGAAGAGUGAAGAACAUUGUAUCAUCACAGAAGACGGUCAUCAGCAUGUGUAUAAGAAACUCUGUCUGUGUGCUGGAGCUAAGCCAAAGUUGAUCUGUGAGGGAAAUCCAUACGUGUUAGGAAUCCGUGACACCGAUAGUGCUCAGGAAUUUCAGAAACAGCUUACAAAAGCCAAGAGGAUAAUGAUCGUCGGGAAUGGUGGCAUUGCGCUUGAGCUGGUCCUGAGAAGGACCAACUCAGCUGUCCUCCCAGUAAGCAGAAACUUGGUGACUAUGAGUGUUCAUUGGCCUGGAUGGGGCACUGGAGUCUUACCCGUGUAUCAGAAUGUGACUUCAGGAAAUUGUAACAUUCUUCCUAGGUAUGAAAUUGAAGGCUGUGAAGUGAUUUGGGCCAUAAAGGAUAAAGCCAUUGGGAAUACUUUCUUUGACGCAGGCGCAGCAGAGUUUUUGAUUUCCAAGCUCAUGUCUGAAAAAUCAGAGGCUAAAAUUGCUCAUAGAAGAACCAUAUAUACUGUUGAAGGAGUGAAAAAGGAAAACAGAACCAAAGCUAAAGCUGAGAAUGUGGGCAGUGCCCUUGGACCAGACUGGCAUGGAGGCUUGGAUCUGAAAGGAACAGAAGAGUUUUCACACAGUAUUCACAUUGAAACCAGAUGUGAAGUCAAGAAAAUCUACCUUCAAGAGGAGUUUAAGAUUAUGAAGAAAAAGCCCUUGGCUUUUCCAAAGGAUCAGCAUAAGUCAGUUACAGUUGAUAAAGAAGUGUGGCCUGUGUAUGUGGAACUAACCAAUGGGAAGAUCUAUGGCUGUGAUUUCCUUGUCAGUGCUACGGGAGUCAUGCCAAAUGUACACCCUUUCCUCCACGGAAACAAUUUUGAUCUAGGAGAAGAUGGCGGCCUGAAAGUGGAUGACCAGAUGCGCACAUCACUUCCCGACAUCUAUGCUGCUGGAGACAUCUGUACUGCAUGCUGGCAGCCGAGCCCAGUCUGGCAGCAGAUGAGACUGUGGACCCAGGCACGGCAGAUGGGCUGGUAUGCAGCCAAGUGCAUGGCUGCAGCUAGUUUGGGACAGUCAAUCGACAUGGAUUUCAGCUUUGAACUGUUUGCUCACGUCACGAAAUUUUUUAACUAUAAGGUUGUGCUGCUGGGAAAAUACAAUGCACAAGGCCUAGGCUCAGAUCACGAGUUAAUGCUGAGGUGCACCAGAGGACAAGAGUAUGUCAAAGUCGUCAUGCAGAAUGGACGCAUGAUGGGAGCUGUCUUAAUUGGUGAAACUGAUUUAGAGGAAACAUUUGAAAAUUUAAUUUUAAACCAGAUGGACCUUUCAUCAUAUGGAGAGGGUCUCCUGGAUCCGGAUAUCGACAUAGAGGAUUAUUUCGACUGACAUUAGAAUUUUUUCAGGAAUAGUAACUUCAAAAUAAGGAGAAAAGAAACAAAUUGGGAAAACUAACACCUGCACCACGUGAAUGGCCCCACAAAUCAAGAAUGCAGAAGCUAGAUUCCUGGUUGUAAGGAGUCACGAACUUUCAUGGUGAACUCAGUUUAAUGACUAAUUAGCAGGUGAACAUUCCUAAUACAGCAUUGACAAUAAACCUUGACUCACACAAAUGUA